This is a messenger RNA of Salvelinus fontinalis (brook trout), 3455 nucleotides long. RefSeq names its product gastrula zinc finger protein XlCGF46.1-like. The transcript is spliced from 2 exons. Gene Ontology annotation, molecular function: DNA-binding transcription factor activity, RNA polymerase II-specific; RNA polymerase II cis-regulatory region sequence-specific DNA binding. Gene Ontology annotation, biological process: regulation of DNA-templated transcription. Lineage: Eukaryota; Metazoa; Chordata; Actinopteri; Salmoniformes; Salmonidae. The record is from RefSeq and is a predicted model, not a curated record. The coding region runs from base 122 to 1531 and encodes 469 amino acids.
GUCGCUUGUAGCGCUGAUUCAGUGUAUCAUCUUUGGAGCGGAUUUCGUUUUUUUUAUUCAACAUAAUUUUUACGUGGACAAAGCCAUAUUCGUUGAAUCGUCAACUAUCAAUCGAUUGAAAAUGUCUCAACUACAGUUGCUGCGUGAGUUUUUAAAUGAGCGUGUAAUGGCUGCUGCUGUCGAAAUUUUUGGGGCAGUUGAGAAAACGGUAGCUGAGUACCAAGAGGAAAAUGAUCGUCUACGGAGACUGCUGCGGAUAGAUUCCUUGCAGCUCUCUCUCGCUGUCUCUGAAGAGGAGGUUCUCCCUGAGCAUCAGCAUUGUGAGCAGGAGUGGAGCUUCAGUCUGGGACAGGGGAACACUGAAGCCACACAGAUUAAAGAGGAAGAGGAGCAAAUCAGUCAGGAGGAAGAACAGCUUCAAGAGCUCUUUGAUACCAAAAACACAAUUUUCACUCCUGCCUGUAUGACAAGUAAAUGUGAUCAGGUGGACCCCUUGACUCCUCCUCAAAUCCAGACUUUGGAGAACAGAGAGUGUGACCCGAAACAAGUGAAUCUCACACCUUUUGGCACUGUGACUCAGCUAAAAGCUCUCAACAUUCCCUGUGACCCUCCAAAUAAUCAAAACAAUGCAUCCAGCCACAGCACAGCCGAAAGCAGUGACCCAAUAGGACGCGACAGCAGCCCAACAUUAGAUCCCAGCCCACCAUUGAGUCACAACCCACCAUUUAAGAAACACAGAUCCAAACCCAGCAACACAGCUAUAAAAACUCUCCGCUGCUGUGACUGUGGUGAAACAUUUGCUCUAAAAGCUGACCUGCAGAUGCAUGUGACUCUCGCCAAGAAGCCCAGUAAAUGCCAAUUCUGCAAACAUUUCUACAUAUCUACCUGUAAACUGAAGGCCCAUGUCAGACUGUGUCACGAUGGGAAAACCAGCACCUUCCCCUAUUUUGGAAAGACCUUCAAACUAGAAGGAGAUCUGUCCAAGCACAUGAUUCACACAGGAGAGAAACGAUUUAGCUGUGGUGACUGUGGGAAGAGCUUUAAUCGCAAGGGGAAUCUAACCCAACAUAUAUUGACUCACACAGGGGAGAAAUCAUUUAGUUGUGGUGACUGUGGGAAAAGUUUCAGUCUCAAGAGGAACCUAACCGAACAUGUUCGGACUCACACAGGGGAGAAGCCAUUUAGCUGUAGUGACUGUGGGAAGAGUUUCAAACAGAAGGGACACCUAACCAUGCAUAAACUGACUCACACAGGAGAGAAACCAUUUAGCUGUGGUGACUGUGGGAAGAGCUUCAAUCGCAAGCAGCCCCUAAACAUGCAUAAACUGACUCACACAGGAGAGAAACCAUUUAGCUGUGAUGACUGUGGGAAAAGUUUUAAUUUGAAGGACUCCCUAAAGAAACAUAAAUUUACUCACACAGGAGAGAAACCCUUUAGUUGUGGUGACUGUGGGAAAAGCUUCUGUCAGAAGGGGCAUCUGAACGUGCACAAACGGACUCAUACUGAUUCACACAACAGAGAAACCAUUUAGCUGUGGGAAAAGCUUUAGUGUCAAGGGGAACCUAACCAUGCACGAACUGACUGCUGCUCAGGCUAUGAUUCAGUCGUAAGGCUCAGCUGCUGAAACAUAUGAAUAAAGUCCACAAGGAAAGAGAACUGGGCUAAAACAGGAAGAAAAAAAUUUGGGAGAGAUCUUCGGUUGACGUUUAUUUGGAUGAGUAUUGUCCUUGAUGCAGAACUGAGCAAUUUCCUCUAGAUGGGCCAGCUGCAAAGUCAAAAUUGGCUAUAUUGUAAAAAUGUAUGAAAACAGAAAUGUAAAGUUAGCUUUAAAAUCAGAUUUUUAUGACUUUGUGACUGUGCCAGCUAGUGACCACUCUGCAGAGCUGCCUCCAGAAUAAGAUUCAUGAUGGAAAAAACACUAACCUGCACCUGAAGAUGGAAACUUAAAAGUCAGGGUUUGGACAAAGAAAGGAAAGUAAACUCUGCAUAAUACAUGCUCUAGAUGUGUGAUAGAUGUAAUUUUGUAAAACGUUCUAUGGGUCUAAUGAGAGCGAAUAAUUCGAAACGAAAAACAAAUUGUUUUAAAUAGGCUAUGUGUAAAUACACUUUACAGGCACCAUAAUUGCUUCCCGUGGGCAUAUAAUAUUAAAACAAAGCUGACUAUGGAGAGUUUUACGUACAUACAAACUUUUUGCAGUAGCUGAACAAAGUAUAAAUAUAAUAAUAUAAAGGGAGAUUGUCCAUUCACCGUUUUACUUUUUCCAAAUAUAAUGUUUUAUACACAGUAGCAGUCAAAAGUUUGGACACACCUACUCAUCCCAGGGUUUUGCUUUAUUUUAACUAUUUUCUAUAUUGUAGAAUAAUAGUGACGACAUCAAAACUAUGAAAUAACACAUAUGGAAUCAUGUAGUAACCAAAAAAGUGUUAAACAGAUCAAAAUAAAUAUAAAAUAUGAGUUUCUUCAAAGUACCCACCCUUUGCCUUGUCAGCUUUGCACAAUCUUGGCAUUCUCUCAACCAGCUUCAUGAGGUAAAUCAAAUUCAAAUCAAAUGUAUUUAUAUAGCUCUUCUUACAUCAGCUGAUAUCUCAAAGUGCUGUACAGAAACCCAGCAUAAAACCCCAAACAGCAAGCAAUGAACUCCAAGACUGUUGGAAAUCACUCCUGGUUGAGAGAAUGCCAAGAGUGUGCAAAGCAGUCAUCAAAGCAAAGGGUGCCUACUUUGAUUUGUUUAACACUUUUUUGGUUACUACAUGAUUCCAUAUGUGUUAUUUCAUAGUUUUCAUGUCUUCACAAUUAUUCUACAAUGUAGAAAAUAGUAAUAAAAAAAUAAAUAAAAAAAACCUUGAAUGAGUAUGUAAGACUAUUUUAAGAUAAUACCCGAUGCAGAGGACUAGAGGUCAAUAGGGAAUUAACCAUCAAUGAAAAUAGUUGUUUUUCAGUUCAACAUCUGGUUAGAAUCUGUGUAGAGGUUUCAGUCCUGGACUCAUAGCUACAUGUGGCAAGAUCUCAUUGGUCUGAAUUGUCUAUACAUUGACCCUGAAACAGGAUACUUGUUAUUUGGCCAUUGGCCCAAUUUUACUGCAAGGAAUUCUAAUUGGUCAACCACAGACUAGGGUUGAGGGUUAUACAUGACAUCCUGUCCCUUUGUUCUGUGGAGAGUCACUGAGGACAGGGAAGAAUGAUCAUCUACUUCUCAGCAUAACAACCAUGAUUUGUUCUCUUUGAAUAAACCUAUUUUUCUCCCUCCCCCUGAUUUGCUGUGGGGUCUGUGUUACUGAAGAAUAACAUCAACUGCUAACAAGUAGGUGUCCAAACCUUUGACUAGUACUGUACAAAUUGGAACCAUCCAUUACAGAUCGCAUUCACACUUCUCCAGAAGUUUAAUCAUUCUAAUAAGUUUGCUUGUCUUUUUGUUGACUUUGGUUUAAAUAAAUCUUUUUUUUUCAACAAUAAA